This is a messenger RNA of Phalaenopsis equestris, 544 nucleotides long. Its product is annotated as CSC1-like protein RXW8. Gene Ontology annotation, molecular function: calcium-activated cation channel activity. The record is from RefSeq and is a predicted model, not a curated record. Bases 113 to 544 code for a protein of 143 amino acids. Gene Ontology annotation, cellular component: plasma membrane. Lineage: Eukaryota; Viridiplantae; Streptophyta; Magnoliopsida; Asparagales; Orchidaceae. The transcript has 2 exons.
AGUAUGGUUUACAACUUCACAGCCCUCUCUGGUUCCUGAAGAGAUCAGGGUUCUAUAUAUUCUUGAAUCUUCAUGAUUUCGUAUUGCUUCGAGUUUUCGAUCGCGGAUUGAGAUGAAAUUGGCGGCUCUGCUGACUUCAGCGGGAAUAAACAUCGGCGUUUGUGCUCUGCUGUUGUCUCUGUACUCGAUCUUGAGGAAGCAGCCGGGGAAUGCUAGUGUUUACUUUGGGCGGCGGCUAGCGGAGGAGAGGAGUCGACGGCUGAGUUCGUUUAUUCUGGAACGGCUGGUGCCGUCGCCGAGAUGGAUGGUGCAGGCGUGGGGGUACAAGGAGGAGGAGAUACUUGAUAUUGCUGGGUUGGAUGCGGUGGUGUUCAUUAGGAUUAUUGUGUUCAGUAUGCGCAUAUUCUCUAUUGCUGCAGUUGUUUGCGUGUUUGGUGUACUGCCUCUGAAUUAUUUUGGCCAGGAAAUGGAACAUGUUAAUAUUUCAUCUGAAUCCCUAGAAGUAUUUACCAUUGGAAACGUCCAGAGCAAGUCCAAAUGGUAA